This is a messenger RNA of Nomascus leucogenys (northern white-cheeked gibbon), 588 nucleotides long. RefSeq names its product small proline rich protein 2G (gene SPRR2G). Gene Ontology annotation, cellular component: cornified envelope. Bases 60 to 281 code for a protein of 73 amino acids. The record is from RefSeq and is a predicted model, not a curated record. The transcript is spliced from 2 exons. Lineage: Eukaryota; Metazoa; Chordata; Mammalia; Primates; Hylobatidae.
AUCUUCUUGCCAUUCAGUUGUAGAUCUUGGAGACGCUGAUUCCCUGAGACUGAGGAGAGAUGUCUUACCAGCAGCAGCAGUGCAAGCAGCCCUGCCAGCCACCUCCUGUGUGCCCCACGCCAAAGUGCCCAGAGCCAUGUCCACCCCCGAAGUGCCCUGAGCCUUACCUGCCUCCUCCUUGUCCACCUGAGCAUUGCCCACCUCCACCAUGCCAGGAUAAAUGCCCUCCUGUGCAACCGUACCCACCCUGCCAGCAGAAGUAUCCACCUAAGAGCAAGUAACAUCACUAGAAUUCAUCGGGACCAUGAAACAACAAGAUCCAGUGGCUCUUCUUAGUCCCAGCACUCCAUCAUCUUCCCUUCAGCUCUAGUGGGAGGCUGCAUCUUCCCUAAUCUUUGCCUGGCUUGAGAGUUGACAGAGAAAAGGUUUGGUUCUGAAAACCGAUAUGUUGUUGGAAGAUGAGCAGCCGGAUCAUCGCCUAAUCUCGCUUUGCUGUCUGUGAUGUAGAUGGUGGUUCCUAUCCCGAGAGCAAGUGUGUUUAUUCUUUUGCUUCUUCCCAAUAAAGCACACGUUUCAUGGUUAAGCCCA